Molecule: messenger RNA, 687 nt
Organism: Oncorhynchus keta (chum salmon)
Lineage: Eukaryota; Metazoa; Chordata; Actinopteri; Salmoniformes; Salmonidae
Product: ADP-ribosylation factor-like protein 6
Exons: 7
Coding region: 55-609 (184 amino acids)
Biological process (GO): protein localization to cilium; cilium assembly; intracellular protein transport
Cellular component (GO): cytoplasm; axoneme
Molecular function (GO): GTPase activity; GTP binding
Source: RefSeq, a predicted model, not a curated record
UAUAUAUUUUUAUUCAACAGAGACCCCCCCCCCCGGGAAUAAGACAGAACAACAAUGGGUCUGUUUGAUAAACUAGCUGGCUGGUUGGGGCUGAAGAAGAAGGAAGUGAAUGUUCUGUGUCUGGGAUUGGACAACAGCGGCAAGACCACUAUCAUCAACCAACUCAAACCGUCCAAUGCCCAGACACAAGACAUCGUCCCGACCAUUGGCUUCAGCAUCGAGAAGUUCAAGACAUCAAGUCUCUCCUUCACAGUGUUCGACAUGUCUGGCCAAGGGCGGUACAGAAACCUCUGGGAACAUUACUACAAGGAGGGUCAAGCCAUCAUCUUUGUGGUGGACAGUGGAGACAAGUUGAGGAUGGUGGUCGCUAAAGAGGAACUGGACACCCUCCUGAACCACCCAGGUGAAUCAUCUUCCUCAUUAUACCCUCCUGAACCACCCAGAUGUAAAGCACCGGAGGAUCCCCCUGCUGUUCUUUGCCAACAAGAUGGACGUGAGAGACGCCCUGUCUUCAGUCAAGGUCUCCCAGCUCCUCUGUCUGGAGAACAUCAAGGACAAGCCCUGGCACAUCUGUGCCAGCGAUGCUGUGAAAGGGGAAGGUUUACCUGAAGGCGUCGAUUGGCUGCAAGAUCAAAUCAGAACGAUGAGAACCUGAGAGGUUGAGAGAACGACGAGGACUGGGUAGGG